This is a messenger RNA of Oikopleura dioica, 1182 nucleotides long. NCBI's taxonomy places the organism in Eukaryota, Metazoa, Chordata, Appendicularia, Copelata, Oikopleuridae. The record is from the annotation of a GenBank genome assembly.
AUGAGAACUUUGGCUAUUACAAGCUUGGACAGUCUAGUUCCGCAAGAAGCGAAAUCCGCGCUGCUAGAAAAUGCCAUUUCCGGAUCUGCUCUUUGGUCACUUCAGAAAAAUCCGGGAAUUGGGAUUCACUUCACGCUUUUUUGGCCAACAGACGUUCCCGCCGAAGAUCUUCUAGAGAAAAAGAAAGAAGAGCAAUCAGAAGAGCCAGAAAAGACAGCGCUAAAACGUGCCCGACCAGAAACGCCAAAAAGUCCUGACGCCCCAGAAGACUCCGAAACUGCCGAACCUCCCGCUAAGAAAGCUUUUUCAAACGAUUCCGGCACCAGUUCUCCGACAGAAAAGCUUCCGAAAACCGUUCUUCCGGAAGAACCAGAAAUUGACUUGUCCGUCGAUGAACAAAAAGAAGAAGAAGAAAUAGCCUUGAAUGAAUCUUCUUCCGAAAAAGCCGAAGAAAUCUGCACAGAAAACUGCCCCACUGCCUCGCAACCAACUGCCUUUCCCUUCCCACCCGGCGGCGCUUUCCAACCUCCCCCAGUGUCAGCUCCGAGUUCUCUUCACCCAAACGCGCUGAUUCAAAGCAUUCAAAAUCAAAUUCUUCAAGCGGCGAUCCAGCGGCGAAAGUUGCUCGAAGAAGAGCAGAAACGAAUUUUGAGUGGACUCGGCGGCGCCGCUCCUUUCAACCAGCCUACUCCCGCGCAGAGAUUGCCAAUGCCUCUUGGAAUUCCUCCCAAUCCAUUGGCUCUCCUGGGAAACAACGCUCAACCUCGAUUUCCACAAGUUCCACCUUCUUCUUUCGCCGGCCUCACCCACUCAGACAUCGGCCUGCCACGUGAGGGCGAAGCAGUCUUCCGGGACAAAUACAUCUGGUCCGAGAGCGUGAAAAAGUACCUCUGCUCCGUUUGCGGCUACUCCACCCCCUACAGAUCCAACAUCAUCGUUCACUUGCCCAAGCACUACCCAGAGCUGAGAAGAUUCCGAUGCCCGAUCUGCUCGAAAAGAUACGGAAGGAAAGAUCUCUGGAAGAGCCAUUUGAGAUCAAGACACCCUGAGGUUGCUGAUAUUGUUCUUUCUCCUUCUUGGCAUUCGAUGCCAAAUAAUCCUCAAGCACUGAAAACGGAAAGCACACAAAACGAUGCUCUUUCAGCGAAACGUCCUUUGACCGUAAAUCCUAAUGACUGUUAA